AUGAAAGAGCUAUGGGCGGUUAGGGCUUUAUUGGGGCGGCGGGUGUGUGGCGGCGAUGCCGGCGGGAGGCGGGCGCAGUCAGAUGGUGGGCAGGUGGGCGCGCUCGGGCGGCUUGUGGCGCGGCGCCGCGCGGCCGCACGCCAGCGCCGGCAGCAGCGGCGACGACUGCACCUGCGCGCCCCCACUCUCUUCACCGCCACAGCUCGAUUCACACAUGAAAAGCGGUUCUUCUCUGGACAGGUC
Molecule: messenger RNA, 243 nt
Organism: Iphiclides podalirius (scarce swallowtail)
Lineage: Eukaryota; Metazoa; Arthropoda; Insecta; Lepidoptera; Papilionidae
Source: the annotation of a GenBank genome assembly